GCCCUUAAAUACUUAUUUACAUAAUUCUCUUUUUUUUUGAAUCGUUACACACUUAUUGUGCCAUCGACCUAUAUAAAUGUCCUUUGGUUGAUGCUCAUUGCUCACCAAAUUUAUUCUCUCUUCUCACAAAGAAACUCAAAUUAAAACAUAAGAAGCCAUGGCUGCUCUUGAUUGUUCAAAAACUAAGACUUUUCGAUCCAUCAGUUUGCCCAACAGAUCACACCCCACAACUCAGAGAGUUGAAGAGGUGUUGAAUAAGCUUAAAGGAUUGGAGACAUCAGUUGCACCAACCGCAGAGACAAUUUGUAAUAGUUUGCUCGGGUUGGAGGAGUUACACAAGUGUAUGGAUGAUCUUCUUAAGUCGACUCAAACUCUUCGGAUACUCUCCCAGCACCAACAUGUUAAAUGGUUUGAGGAGUUACUGGGGAACUCGAUUAGGAUUCUUGAUGUUUGUGGCACUACAAGGGAACUUGUCUCUCACUAUAAGGAAAACAUAAGAGCUCUUCAAUCCUCAUUCAGAAGACGAAAAGGAGAUUCAAGUGCAGAAGCAGGAAUUGCAAGGUUCACUACUUUCAGCAAGAAAAUGAAGAAGGACGCCAAAAGAUUAGCCUUGUCCUUGAAGCAAGUGAACUGUGAGACUCUCACCGCAGCAUUCUUAGAAGCAGAUCAGGAGACAAUAGCUGUGAUUAGAGCACUAAGGGAAGUCAAUGCAGUUUGCAUUUUGAUUUUCCAAAUGCUCUUGCCCUUCUUGUCAGUGCCACUUUUGAAGCCGAAGCAGCCAAAAUGGUCAUUGGUUUCAAAACUGAUACACAAUGGAAAAAUAGAACAUGAAGGCCUAGAAAACAGUAGGAACAUGGAAACAAAAGUGGAGACUUUUGAGGCUCAACUUGACAGCAUUGAGAAGAGAUUAGAAGGAGCAUUCAGGAGCCUGAUUAGAUCGAGAAGCUCGCUCCUGAAUGUUUUCUCCAGCUAAUCUGGAAGUUCCUACACCAAAUUAUAUAGUAGUUCACCACAUUUUGUAAAUGGAUAAUUUUGUACUUAUACUAGAAAUAUAUAUUACACGGAUUGAAAGACUAUACUCGAAUUAGAAAAGUUCAAAGUGAAUAAUGCAGACCAGAAUCUAUUUUCCUGCCAGGAAGUGGAUCUUUUGUGUUAUUAUCUUUUCUUGUAAUUAUUAGUUUCAAAACCGUUUUCUUCGUAACAGAGAAAUCCUUCAAGAUGAGUGGCAACAGCUUCUUGUGGUAAUUCUUUGGAUAAGUAUAGUUCCUUUAGGCCUAUUAAAGUGAUUUAACAGCACUAGUUAGUUAUAAUGAUUUUCAUUCAUGUACUUCAUGGACAAUGAGUCCCCUUUCUGUACUCCUCUACAAAUCAUCUAAAUACUAUGUUUUCUCAUUGCAUUAAGACAAAAUGAUGAAAUAAAAAAAAAGGAUGAACAUGAAUUCAGCGGAAACAAAGAAGAAAUCUCACCCGAAAGGACAUGCAAACACAAACAUACACAGGUGACUGACGUGCAUAGGAUGAAGAGCGGGAGGAAAUUCUCCUGUAUAUUUUAUGUUUCCAUUUAGACAUACUUUUUCUUCUAUAAUUUCUCACGCAGUGGGGAUACAUUUACAGAAGUUACCACUUUGUUAAGGGCAUCGUUGGCCCAUUUUGGAAAUUUGCUACUGCACUAGACAUUCAUUCUCCGUAUUAACUUUACUAAUACAGUUUAAAUCAAAUUAUUCGUUUUAGUUAUUUUCAGGAGCACAAGUUUUUCACAUGAUUGAGUAUUAUCCCAAUGAGUGAGGAUUCAUAAACCCAACCUCAAUUGAUUUGAGAUUGAGUCUGUAGUUAUUUUUUUAGUUUUCAGGUGCACCAAUUGUUUAUCACAUACACAACAGGAAUUCAUAAAUCCACAUUGGAAUUUAGCAUGUUAAAGCAUCAUACGGAAUUGAUCAAAC
Messenger RNA from Solanum lycopersicum (tomato), 1940 nucleotides. The record is from RefSeq and is a predicted model, not a curated record. NCBI's taxonomy places the organism in Eukaryota, Viridiplantae, Streptophyta, Magnoliopsida, Solanales, Solanaceae.